Molecule: messenger RNA, 1890 nt
Organism: Periophthalmus magnuspinnatus
Lineage: Eukaryota; Metazoa; Chordata; Actinopteri; Gobiiformes; Gobiidae
Exons: 5
Coding region: 121-1731 (536 amino acids)
Source: RefSeq, a predicted model, not a curated record
CGCGGGGUUAGCAUUAGUAUUAGCAUUAGCAUCGUUAGCUUCUCUUCACAAAUUUGCGCAUAAACGCGGGAUUAUAGAUCAGGGAUUGAAACAUAAGAAUCACAAAUAGGAGGCGCUGAGAUGGCGUCGGAGCCUCUGCAGCACCUCCACAGCCCCUCCCCACCUCUGCAGCACCUCCACAGCUCCUCCCCACCUCUGCAGCACCUCCGCUCGUUCCUCACGGAGACUUUUACCGCUGUGGCUCUGAACAUUUUCAGUGAAGUGCAAAACCUGGUCCAAAGCUACGAGUCUGAGAACGAGAGUCUGCGGCUCCAGCUGGAGUCGAUGCUUCAGCCGCACGUGGCUCUCUGCAGGAUCGAUGAGGGCUCCAGUUUUCCAGCCUUCCGGCAUUCCUGUCCUGGAGCCCGGAAUGGAGCUGUGUUUUCCGAAGCCGGACUGGAGCAGCUCAAAGAGGAGCAGAUGGAGUGUGUGAUCAGUGAUGACAUCAUGAACGAGGUCAAACCCGAAACAGAGGCCAUCCCCAUCUCUGACUCACAGAGCGCUCUUGAGAUGAACGACGCUCCCUGCUCCUCGGCCAUGGUCUUAACGUCAAUGAUGAGAGAGAACGCCAGUGAAAGAGGAGAGAGAGAUGAGGAGGGAGGAAAUGAGGAAGAUGAAGGAGAGGAGGAGGAGCAGGAGGAGGAGAAGAGCAGAGAGGACGAGGAGCCAAGCGCAGCUGAACAGACUGAGCCUUCACCACAGAAAACUUUGCUGGAAUGUCCCAGGUUCAAAAAGCCCGACAGCACGUUUCUGCCGACUCCCACUGAAUACAAAGCAUUUAUAUCUCGCAUGACUGAAAUCUACCAAGACAUGCCUGAAGAGCAGCGCCCCCUAGUCACGCUCAUGGGACUGGACCCGGAGGUGGAGUUUGUGGAGUGUUCUCUGGGUAAGGUCCCUAAAGGAUGCCCCCUGUCAUACCAUCACCCUCUGCCGUCCGAGAGUGACUUAAAACCUCUGGAUGCCGCCCCUCCCCAGCCCCGACUCCCCCUGCAGAGCCAAACAGUCCCAUCGUCCGCCAUCCCCAAGCUCCCGCCAAACCAGCGCGCUGUCGUCGGCAGCAUGACCGUAUCGUGGGAGGGGGCUUACACUCUGGAACAGUCAACUCGCCAGGACAAAGACGUCACCGACGACGUGAAGAAGUCCCGCCUCCUCCACUGUUUCAGAGAUUUAUUUUCACUUAAAAAUGCAGAAGGCAGUGCCCAAAAGCUCGUCGCUAAGCUAAAACGUGGGCGGCGCCGGUACAAGCAAGCCACCAUCGAAAAGGAACAGCGGAUCGAAGCUCUGAGGGAAUACUGCCGGCUCCUUUGCGUAAACUGGUAUCCCUGCGGGGUCGUAGUUCACCCAAGCGCUCCGUGGAUCGCGGCUCAUCCCGACGGCUUGGUUUACGACCCCAAUGAGGAAAUCUCGUUUGGGAUUUUGCAGUUGAAGUGUGAGGAUCUACGCACCUUCACUGAGAGUAAAUAUCUGGUGUUUAAAGAGGGAGCGCCACAGCUGAACCCGAGGUCCCCAGGGUACUGGCAGGUUCAGGGGGAGCUGAUGGUGACGGGGACGGCCUGGUGCGACGUGCUGCUGUUCUGUGGAGACGACAUGUUGGUCCAGAGAGUUUACAGAGACCAGGGCCUCAUUAAUGUCCUCAAACACAAAAUGGAUGCCUUCUUUUUCAACUACUACCUACCCAGUCUAUGCUCUUGAUGAGGACUGAGGCCCGGGGAGGACCCGAGGCCGAUCCAGGACCCGAUCCAGGACCCGAUCCAGGACCCGAUCCAGGACCCGAUCCAGGACCAAACCACAGAUGUUGGUUCAGUGGAAAUGUUUUUUUUUCUUCUCUUGUAUUAAAGGCUGUUGAGGUCC